UUUUACAAAGGCUCUCUACUUGUCUGCUUCUCUCCAGUUUGUGGACUAUCAGCCCGUACGACAGGAGGGCGUAUAUAUGGAGGGCAAAAGGCAAAACCUGGUGAUUUUCCUUGGCAAGUCCUGGUAUUAGGUGGAACCACAGCAGCAGGUGCACUUUUAUAUGACAACUGGGUCUUAACAGCUGCUCAUGUCGUCUAUGAGCAAAAACAUGAUGCAAACUCCCUGGACAUUCGACUGGGCGCCCUCAAGAGACUAUCACCUCAUUAUACACAAGCCUGGGCUGAAGCUGUUUUUAUACACGAAGGUUAUACUCAUGAUGCCGGCUUUGACAAUGACAUAGCACUGAUUAAACUGAGUAACAAAGUUGUAAUGAAUAGCAACAUCACGCCUAUUUGUCUGCCAAAAGAUGAAUCCUUUAUGAGGACAAAUGACAUUGGAACUGCAUCUGGAUGGGGAUUAACCCAAAGGGGUUUUCUUGCUAGAAAUCUAAUGUAUGUUGACAUACCAAUUGUUGACCAUCAAAAAUGUAGUGCUGCAUAUGCAAAGCUGCCCUAUCCAGGGGCAAGUGUAACUGAUAACAUGCUCUGUGCUGGCUUAGAAAGUGGGGGCAAGGAUAGCUGCAGAGGUGACAGCGGAGGGGCACUGGUCUUUCUAGAUAAUGAAACACAGAGGUGGUUUGUGGGAGGAAUAGUGUCCUGGGGCUCCAUGAAUUGUGGGGAGGCAGGUCAGUAUGGAGUCUACACAAAAGUCAUUAACUAUGUUCCCUGGAUCAAGAACAUAAUAAAUAAUUUUUAACUUGCAUGUCUGCAGUCAGUCAAGGAUUCCUCAUUUUUAGAAAUGCCCGUGAAGACCCUGGCAGCCACGUAACCCAAGCAUUUAUCGUUACUGUGAAAAUGGCAGCUGGUGCUCCACCCAAAGGACAGACUCCAGGUGAGACUGCUGUCAUUUCUCCACUCCACAGUUUUAAUUCCAACCUUACCCAUCUGACUCAAGGCGGCAUAAGCCACAAGAGUGAUAUUCACCUUUGUCAAUCCAAUGUAAUGUCACUGCUCAAAUUACAUUUAAUUACUUUAAAAGGCCAGUAUCUUCUCAUACUAGCUGUUGGCAUUUCUGUAAACUGCCUGGCCAUGCUCUUUGACUGUUUUUAAACUUGUUCUUAUUGAUCUCUGUAAGUGCUUUAUAUGUUGUAGCAGUACUGAUUCAGGAAUAACCUCGAAUCCCUUUUUUGGGCAGGCAGGCUGGAAACACUGAUACUUCAGCCCAGGUAUUGACUCAAAUUUCCAUGUUAAAAACCAAUACCACAAAAUCAUGGGAUACAAUUAUUCACUUAUCAAAUCGUCAGACAAAAGGAAUGUGAAUAGUAGUACUAUUUCACAUUGUGAAAGACAACAUCAACUUCCCAAAGAGCCCUGAAAAGGCAUGCAUCAUCUUUGACCUGGCAAUUCCAAUGUUACGAAUUUAAUUUAGCUGGAAGGAUAUUCCCAGCAAUUGGAAAUAACCUGAACAAUGUUCAAAUUCAGAAGAUUGAAUCAAAACUCGGCCAUUUCCACAAGAUGAAAAAUGGCAUUAUAAAUUAGUGAUGUUAUAAACUGUGAUCAUUUGUUUUUCCUCUUUACAAUGAACACAAAAUAUUUGGGCACAGUGAUGCCUAACAAGAGCACAGAUCACACAAUAGUUGAGUCAAGUACAGAACCCUUACACAGUUAGGAGCUACUUUGCUCCUAACAACAAAAUCUUUACUAGUACACAUUCUCUCUUGAAUUACGUAGUUAACAUCCUACUUUUUCCUACAAAGGACAAAACUUAAGUGCUGAUUUAACCUUAAAAAUCUCGUUUGAUUUUAGCUGGGUAUUCCUUCCUAAAAGGUUUUAAUAGCUAGCACUUAAGUUUUUCAGUCUAGCUAACAGUUAACAUUCCAUGUAAAAGUUUACUGUGAAUCCUGGCCUAAUUACUCUUGCGCAUAUAAAGUACAACUACUUGAGACUCAGUUUUUAUUUUUUUCUUUAGAGGCUCAAUUUUUAAAGGUAACUUUCCAGCAUCUAUACGUCACAUAUAAAAAGAAAUCAUGUUUUUCAGUAAGACUCCAGACACUAAACUGUGGUGUCAAUAAAAAUUUUUAUUUAACUGGUUCAAAAAAUUUUUAGAAUGAAUGCAUUUAGAUGACCAAAUAGAUUUUUAAAAACAAAUCUUUGCUAAAUAGUUUAAGUACUUCUAAACUUCAAAAUCUUUUUAGGGUAAAAUAAAUACCCGUUAUCUAUGCAGUACCAUAAACAUGUUAAUAAAAGGCUACUCAACAUUGAAAGCCUUCUAUGACCAGUAACUAAAAUUUACACAAGUGUAAAUAAAGGAUUCAAACCAUGCCGUUGACACGUUAACUUACCCCUGGGCUCCUUGAAGGCUUGUCAGUUUAGUCUUUGGAGGUCCCCGAGUACCAUUUUAAGUGUUACCAUGUUACUGCUGCUGAGUAAUAGUGCAAGUGCUAAAAUGCAAAAUUCAGAUGGUACAGGGUUUGGAAAUCAUGCAGAUUUAGAUUCAGAAAAAAAAA
Messenger RNA from Sapajus apella (tufted capuchin), 2545 nucleotides. It is a transcript of the gene MASP2, whose product is annotated as mannan binding lectin serine peptidase 2. The transcript has a single exon. Gene Ontology annotation, biological process: proteolysis. Gene Ontology annotation, molecular function: serine-type endopeptidase activity. The annotation marks the transcript as partial. The record is from RefSeq and is a predicted model, not a curated record. NCBI's taxonomy places the organism in Eukaryota, Metazoa, Chordata, Mammalia, Primates, Cebidae.